This is a messenger RNA of Selaginella moellendorffii, 910 nucleotides long. RefSeq lists its product as uncharacterized. The record is from RefSeq and is a predicted model, not a curated record. The transcript is spliced from 2 exons. NCBI's taxonomy places the organism in Eukaryota, Viridiplantae, Streptophyta, Lycopodiopsida, Selaginellales, Selaginellaceae. The coding region runs from base 374 to 895 and encodes 173 amino acids.
CAAUGCUCUUGCUAGCCUUGAAGGGACGACUCUGGAUGUCUGAGGCGUGGGGGAGGCGUGGCAGAAAGUUACAUGCAAAGCGGAGUUUCUCUUCCCGUCUACACUUUACUCUGCCAAGGGAAUGGAGCAGCUCAAGGCGGAUAACACACUAGGUGCGACUUUGAAGGUAUCUCCGAAGGCGUACGAGAAAGGUGUGGCUCGGUGCAAGGCAGAACAACUGGUGGAAGACUCUCCUCUCGAAGGGCCUGCUGGAUAAAGCUGCAAUGAAGACGAGAGAGGGGCUUCGCCUGGCAAAGAAGAUUGAAGAGGAAACCGGCCAUGGUUAGAUGCAACCAGAAGAUCUCACUGCGAGGCGACGGGAGCUCCUCUUGGGAUGAUGAGAGCUCUGUUUGGGAAAAUACGGGGUCGACUUAGCCGGGCUGGAAAAAUCAGUGGGAGCUGCAGUGAGCAUGAACCACCGGUGGCGUGCACGGGGAUGAGUGCUUGGAGCAAGCAAAGCACAGAUCGUCAGCGUCUGGAAGAAGGAAGCAAUCCAGCAGUAGCAGUGGCAAUAGACGCAGCAAAAGGAUUGUUCGGUGUGUUUAUGCCCGAAGUGGCUCGAGGCCACAGCUUUUGCCGCGACAGCAUUGCCAACCAGCUUGGAUCGAGCGUCAGGAACAGGGAUGGACUUGCGAAGGCUGCCAGGAGGUGUUCCCGUUGUCGACUUCGCGGCCUUGCUCACAGCGCAGUAGAUGGACGAGCUGUGCAAAGCUUCCGUGGGACUUUUCGGGCCUUGAGCGGGGGGAGCUACAGGUUUUGUCGACUGCCUCAAGAGCUCAUUUUCUUUGCGCUUGAAACGCUCGGCUACGUACCCAGGCUAUGUACUCACGGAAGCCCAAUACAAGGCUAUAUAUAGGGCUUUAUAUCCUCU